AUGAUAAUCAGGAAUCCAUUAAGAAUGAUCGGCAAAACCUAUCAUGAUGCUGUUACCGCAUUAAAUUCGUUACAGUCCAAUUAUGCCAAUAUCAUGGCUAUCCGCCAAACAGGUGAUCGUAAAAACAUCAUGACAUUAUUGGAAAUGCAUGAAUGGUCCAGACGAAUUGGUUACUCUUCAUCAGACUUUAAUAAAUUGAACAUCGUUCAUAUUACCGGAACAAAAGGUAAAGGCUCCACGGCCGCAUUUACUUCAUCCAUUUUGGGCCAAUAUAAAGAACAGCUUCCUCGUAUCGGGCUAUAUACAUCUCCACAUCUGAAAUCAGUGAGAGAAAGGAUAAGAAUUGAUGGUGAGCCAAUCUCCGAAGAAAAGUUUGCCAAAUAUUUCUUCGAAGUUUGGGACCGUUUAGAUAAAACAACGUCUUCAUUGGAUAAAUUCCCACACAUGGUCACAGGAAGUAAGCCCGGCUAUUUCAAAUUCCUCACAUUACUUUCGUUUCACACUUUUAUACAAGAAGGGUGUAAAAGUUGUGUCUAUGAGGUCGGUGUUGGGGGUGAAUUGGAUAGCACUAAUAUAAUUGAGAAACCUACUGUCUGCGGUGUUACCUUGUUGGGAAUAGACCAUACUUUCAUGCUAGGUGACACUAUUGAAGAAAUUGCUUGGAAUAAAGGUGGGAUUUUCAAACCUGGAGCACCGGCUUUUACUGUCGAGGAACAGCCUCCUAAAGGGUUGGAAGUGUUGCAAGAAAGAGCAGAGGAACGCAAAACAACGUUAACAGAAGUACCUGUAUUCAGACAGUUGCAAGACGUCAAGCUCGGAAUUGCUGGGGACUUCCAAAAAAGUAACGCAUCUCUCGCCGUCAUGUUGGCUUCCGAAGUCUUAAGUGCAUGCAAAAUAUUAAACAAGAAAAUUUGUUGUAACCCAGAUGCACCACUUCCUGAAAAAUUUAUAGAUGGUCUAAAAAGCACUAAGUGGGAAGGUAGGUGCCAAGUUCUUGAAAGAGGGAAAGACACAUGGUAUAUUGAUGGAGCGCACACCAAAGAUAGUAUGGUGGCAGCUUCUACAUGGUUCAGAGAAACUGUUCGCUCUUCGAACAAGAAGAAAAUUCUUCUUUUCAAUCAACAGAGUAGGGACGCUAAGGCUCUUAUAGAUAAUUUACACGCAUCUGUUUCUCCGGAUGUCAAUUUUGAUGAUGUGAUAUUCACCACAAACGUCACCUGGAAAUCAGGUUCAUACAGUGCCGAUCUUGUUUCCAUGAACACUUCUCAAGAAGAUGUAGAAAACCUGAAAGUCCAAGAAUUAUUGGCUAAGGACUGGACUGAAAUCGACAAAAAUCAUGCUCGUGUACAUGUGACUCCGAAUAUAGAAACAGCAAACGAAUUGAUUGAAAAAUCAUACGAUUGCCCUGUUGAGAUAUUUGUAACCGGUUCGUUGCAUCUCGUUGGCGGAUUGUUGGUUGUCUUUGAUAGACUAGAUGAAAAGUGA
This is a messenger RNA of Saccharomyces eubayanus, 1485 nucleotides long. It is a transcript of the gene MET7, whose product is annotated as tetrahydrofolate synthase. Gene Ontology annotation, biological process: tetrahydrofolylpolyglutamate biosynthetic process. Lineage: Eukaryota; Fungi; Ascomycota; Saccharomycetes; Saccharomycetales; Saccharomycetaceae. Bases 1 to 1485 code for a protein of 494 amino acids. The record is from RefSeq and is a predicted model, not a curated record. The transcript has a single exon. Gene Ontology annotation, cellular component: cytoplasm; cytosol; mitochondrion. Gene Ontology annotation, molecular function: ATP binding; tetrahydrofolylpolyglutamate synthase activity.